AGUUUGAGUAACUCAGCAUUAACAAGGGGUUGUGAGUGGAAAUAGGGUGUUCAUCUGGUUCAGAUGUCUGUGUUACUGUGGGAACUAGAGGGAGAAAGGGUGGUGAAGAUUGGGAGGUGAUGACAGUUGAUGGCUGUCCUCUUACCUCUCUUUCUGUCUGUUCCCCAGACCAGUCACUUACUCUGUCACCAACCUGUAUUACUGAAAAAUAAUACAGGAGUAGCUCUGUUAGCAGAAGAAUGUACAUGGAGUAAACCAGCUGUGGUUUACUGGUUUAUAUUGUUUACAACUGUGGCUAUCCUACAAAUUUACUAUAAAUCUCAAGUCUUAAGUAUGUGGUUGAUAAAAAGAAUUGUGUCAACAAUUAGAGAGAUCUGCAUGUGCAGUUGAAAAGCUGAGCUAUAUCCUGUGGACUUUGCAGUCUGUCAUCUGAACAUCUUGCUAUCUAUUGUGUUUGGCUGUAGUAGAAAGUUGAAAAACCUUUAUGUAUAGAACAAUUAUGUUUGUCAGUGUAGUGGAAUGUAACUCCUUUAAAUACACAGUUAGCUAUAGCAAUUUGCAAGACAAAGAAAAGCAGUAACUGCUUUUGUCAAGACUUGGAUGAAAUAUUCAGUGUAUCUCUUGAUUGUAAAGGUAUUCCUGAGAACAGUGUUACAGGCAGCUGUUUGGUGAAUACAAAUAAAAAAGAAGAAAAGCCAAUCAUGAAAAACUAUUUCAGUUAAUUCUAGGUAGCUUGGUCUUUUGCCAUCUCUCCUCCUUAGCAGUGGCAUUUUAACAUUAUCCUUAAACAUAUGAUUAACUUUUAACAUUAACUGUAAUAUUUAACUAGAAAGUUUUUUAGUAAGUAGCAUUGUAGUUAACAUGCUGCUAAGGUGUCUAGAAGUAGUCAUAACUUUUAAAAAACGUGUCUGCAGUUCUGAGAGGUCUUUUUCAAACUUAGUUUUUAGGUGAUUUCUUUGGUUUUAUGCCUAUGAUUGUAUUUUUCACUGAACUGGUAGAUUUCCUUACUUAGUCAAUACACCAAGGUAUAGAGGCAUUUAUUUGCUGUAAAAUUUGAGUGGGUUUGUUCUUUCAAUACAAAUUCAGUGCAAAGUUGCCUGGAGUUUCCAAAAAGAUCAAGGGUUGUAAUACCAGCCUUGGCCCAGAUAAGUGAGAUUUAGGCUGGCUCGCUGGCUGACUCCAGACUUAAGUCAAAAUAACUUGAAUCUGCAUGUGGUACAGACAAAGACAGGGAACUACACUGCAGACAGCUAUCAUGACUCUCAGGCAAAAGAGCAGCAAGUAGAAGAGUGCAAAUACACUCCCUGUCGCCUUGUCUGCAGUCAGGUUGUUCAUUAAUAGGGGAUACCUCAGGCCGUGGAGACUCCAAACAGGGUUUGGGAUUGUAGUGAAGCAGCCAUUUUGGAAUCAUGCCGGGUUUGUCUUCAUGGUAGCAGGAGCUUCUUCAUGGGGCACAGGUGAUGUCACCUGCAGGGCAGCAGGGCUGGGCCUGACAUCUGUAGUUACGUCCCUGAUGAAGUUUUGGUGGGAUGUACAAUGUCAGGACCAGUACAGUGUCUUGGCUUCACUAGAGAUCAUUUAAUGUUACAGAGAUAUGAAACCAGUUGUGUUUUAAAACAGCCAGGGUGUUGCUGCCUCUAUUAAUACAGGCAUUUCCAAAGGUGAAAGGAAAUAUUUGGCUACACAGACUGUUAAUUGCUUGUAUUUUUAAAAAGUUUGUAAGGAUUUGAGUUUUCAAAUUGUAGCCCAGCUGCUGUCAUACUUGACAAAUCAGUUGGCCUUUUUAUUUCCUUCUUUUCACACAGUGAAUGUUCUUUCUUUUUCUGUAUACCAGAAACUGAGUUUUAGCUGUGUCUCUUAACCAGAAGCCAAUGGGCCAGAAGUGGACAUUGCUUGGAAGGGUUGAACAGUGGAAAUGUGGGAAAGUGGUGAAGUUAAAAUGUUCAACCUGUGAAGGUGAUGUGCAGCAGAGUAAGCCUGGAUGAAAUUGUGGACUUGUGUUGGAUGUGUAUGUGCUUGAUUAUUCUGCAUUCUCACUGCAGAACAGAUAAACUGCCAGUUUUGAUUUGCAGAUAUUGUAAUCUGUCUUGUUAAUUUCUAUUUAGGAUAUGAGCACACGAGAUUGUGCUGAAAUUUGAUCUGUAUGGAUGGAAAAACACUAAAAAUGUGUUUGAAUACCCAAGUUGUUGAAAAAUGAAUUCAUAUUGACAAAUGCAGCCGCUGAAACAGGAUAAAGUGCUAAUUCAUAGAAUUUAGGUAACACUGGGUUAAACUAUAACUGAAGUUGAUGCAAAUGAUUGGUGUUUAGAGGAAACUGGAUGCUGCCUUUUUUCUGAUGUCUUGUGUGAUAUCUGCUGAGUUUUUUUUUCCAGUGGUUACUUAUGCUGGAUUGUAUUGGAUGGGUGAUAUAUGGUAUGUAAGUAACAAUAUAAUUGGUUUGGAAUGUAAUUCUUCAGAGGGUUUGGCAUUUUCAGAUUAAACAUACAGCUUUUUUUUCUGGAAUGACAAGAAAUUAAAAUUACACUCUUUCUUUGAUAACAGUGGGGGAAAUACAUAAGAAGUUUGACAAAGAAUAAACUCUGUCUUUGAAGUACAGUGCUUUUGGAGAGGAUAAACAUUACUGUAGAGAGUGUCUGUCAUUUUCCUGUUGUGGAUGACCGCGACAGCAGACCUACUCAGCCAUGUCGUACGGACCAGGUUUUGGGGAUCCCAAUCAACUAGCCCAACGCAUAACUUCUAACAUCCAGAAGAUCACACAAUGCUCUGCUGAAAUACAAAGAAUACUACAUCAGCUUGGAACACCACAGGACACGCCUGAGUUGAGGCAGCAGCUGCAACAGAAGCAGCAAUACACCAACCAACUUGCCAAAGAAACUGACAAAUACAUUAAAGAGUUUGGAUCUUUGCCUGCGACAAGUGAACAGCGUCAAAGAAAAAUACAGAAGGACCGUCUUGUGGGAGAGUUCACCACAGCACUGACAAAUUUCCAAAGACUUCAAAGGCAAGCUGCUGAGAAGGAAAAGGACUUUGUAGCCAGAGUAAGAGCCAGCUCAAGGGUGUCUGGUGGGGCUCCAGAAGAUAACUACAAAGAGGGAACACUUGUCUCUUGGGACAGUCAACCACAAGCACAAGUGCAAGAUGAAGAAAUUACAGAAGAUGACCUCCGUCUUAUUGAAGAGAGGGAAUCUUCCAUUAGGCAGCUUGAAGCUGAUAUUAUGGAUAUCAAUGAAAUUUUCAAAGAUUUAGGAAUGAUGAUUCAUGAACAAGGUGAUGUGAUAGACAGCAUAGAAGCCAAUGUGGAAAAUGCAGAUGUACAUGUGCAGCAAGCAAACCAGCAGCUGUCAAGAGCAGCAAACUACCAGCAAAGAUCCCGAAAGAAGAUGUGCAUAAUCAUUGUUAUACUUGCUGUUGGAGCAUUGCUUCUUGGACUCAUCUUCUGGUUAUUUUCAAGAUAAGUCUCUGGAAAAAGCUUUGUUGAUUGUAUUUAAAUUAGGAAAGGAAAUUCAUAGUCAUGGUUUGCUCAUUGUGAAGCUGAGUAAAAUAGUUGUUCUGUACUUCAUCACACUCUUUUUUAUAAGACUGUUUUGUUUUAAUCUGAGAAAUAAUGUUCUCAGUACUGCCAUCAGUAUAACUGCCUCUCCUCUCAGAUUUGGGUGCUGUCUUACCAGAAAAAAAACAGUCAAUAUCAUAAACUGUUCCAUUAACUUGAACAUAAAACAUCUCAAGGUUUAGGGGCUAAUCAAAGUAACGAUAAUUUGUGUUGACAGGGUGAGUAAUUAUCUUUUGGGAUAUUGCUAAAUGUUGCUGCCAAAACAAACUCCUGGAUUAUUGCUUGAGGCAACAAAUUCACAUCUCAGAAUUUGUUUUUAAGUUAGAAAUAUAUUUCUUCUCUCUUUCCCUUCCAUCACAUUCACCUACCCAUUUGAUAUGGGUGGCUCAAAAAUAAAAUGUAGGUUGCUGAAGUUGAUGUGUUCUCUCUUUUAUACCUGAAGCCUGUGAAUUAAGCCUUCAGUUUGCUUGAAAUCUUUUAAAUGUUCCAUUUAUCUCUAAAUCUGGUAUCAAGUAUGGUUAUGUCUGGAAGCCUCCUGCAAAGGUAGGAAGGUUGAAUGAUGUAAUUAUGUGCGGUUUUUUGUUCCAGUCCUUGCAUUAAGAAAUACUGUGUUUUAUUGCACACAUCUGGUAUCUUUGCAUCCGAAAUGUGCAUGAGUUGGUUUGGUUAGAUGAAAAUGUGCUCUAGUCUGUGACUUCAUAGACUUGCUGGGAAGAAUAGAAAUUCACAACUUCCUAGCUGCACAUGAAUGUCACUGUUCUUAAACUGCUGUAAUUUAGUUUCCAUGAACAGGUCUGAAGUUGUAUGUGAUGUCUUUCACACAGCUUAAAUAAAGAAGAUUACAAGUUCAAUUCCAAGUUCAUCACUGGUAUUUGAAGUUAGGUUAAAAUCAGUUGAACUGGCUGAAAGCAUUAAAAAAGUUUGCUUAUAGCCUUUAAAAUGACCUUUUUUUUUUGUGCCAUUUUGUACUAAUAUAUUAAAAAUGUAAAAACACUUUUUUGCCAAUUAAUCUAUUUGCCUUUUUACUUAUCUUGAUGAAUUAAUCUGAAAAGUGUACAGAUGAAAAAGUCUCUUAAUCUGUAUUUUAUAAAAUUCUUCCAUACCAGACUGAUAGAGAAUGCACUGUGUACAUGGUGAGCUACGAAAUAUUAUUUGGGAGCAAUCUAACUGUAAGCAUAAAGUAAUUGUAACCAUACAACCAAAAUAAAGGUCUUUUAAAGAGUA
Sturnus vulgaris (Common starling) is the source of this 4774-nucleotide messenger RNA. NCBI's taxonomy places the organism in Eukaryota, Metazoa, Chordata, Aves, Passeriformes, Sturnidae. The record is from RefSeq and is a predicted model, not a curated record.